Messenger RNA from Geodia barretti, 1824 nucleotides. Lineage: Eukaryota; Metazoa; Porifera; Demospongiae; Tetractinellida; Geodiidae. The record is from the annotation of a GenBank genome assembly.
AUGUGCAAUAUUCUAGAGGCCACUGACUGCCCGGAACAGAGAAAAUUGGCAAUAAAGCUUAGAUCAGACCAUAAUAACAUCAGUGUACUAAAGAAGAAACAGGCUAUUCAGAGGUUUCACCCACCACCUACCACCACCCCACCACCAGAGCUGAAAGUAUCAGAUCUCCAGAGUCAGUUCUUACAGACACUGGCAGCAGUGAUGGAGGCAUUUGAGCAGCUUCCUGACUCCCUCUCUCGUCUGAAACAGUUCUUCAGUCAGCUGGUCCUGCCAAUGGGAGAGGGAAAAGUCGUCCCGAUAGUCAACCCCAGUACAUAUGAGAAUGCUGCCUCAACAGAAGAGGUGUUCAGAUGUCAGUCUAGUCUCUGGAACUGCUUCAGUCCCCACCUCCUCAUGAUGAUGUCAGAGGAGUGUCAGUGUCCUCCAGCCAUUGAGGCAGUGGAGCAGUUCCUACAGUUUCGCAGCAAGUAUGCCUCUUCCCUGAUUUGUCGACGGACAAAGUUACCGACAAAAGCAAGCAACACGACCACUUCCCUCAGUCCGUCCCACCUGGCCUACCACACUGGUCCCCUCAACGACCUGCAGUCUCUUCAUCCCUGUGUGUUUGAUGAGCACAAGAGUCCAGAGCAUCUGGAGACAAUCAGAGUCUCAGUCCAGGUUGAUCGACCUCACCUCACUCUCCAGGACUAUGAUGACAUCACUACUGCUGUCUGCGGCUACUUUGACAUCCCCCGAGUAGCUCUAGUGUAUGCAGGUUGUUCUGAGGAUGGCCAGGUGGUCUGCUGGACCAUGUCCACUGCUCUACUGCCAUACUUGAAGAGUGUUCCUCCAGGUAGGAGUUCUGAUCGACUAAUGGCAGAGCAAAGGAUACUUGGAGUAGCAGCUGGAGACCUACAACACCACUGUCUCAGUUUGAAGGAGGUGGAGUUAUUUGAAGCAGCAUUCUAUGGAUUGGAAAAAAGAGUGCAGCAUCUUAUUCUGCAAAAAGUCUCCAUAAAUUGUGUAGAUAAGGAUGGCUGGACUCCACUGAUGACAGCAUCAUUCAAUGGACAUACUGAUGUUGUACAAACACUGAUUGAGGCUAAGGCACAGAUCAACACACAGAAAGAGGAUGGCUGGACUGCUCUUCACCUGGCAGCUCAAGAAGGCAAAGUUGAUGUGGUGAGACUACUGACUGAAGCUCAGGCUCUGGUCAACAUACAGACUAAGGAUGGCAGGACUCCUCUCUACAUUGCCAGUUGGAAAGGACAUGGAGCAGUUGUUAAACUACUCCUUGAACAACAUGCUGAUAUCAGCAUCUUCAGAAAGGAUGGCUGGACUCCACUGAUGAGAGCAUCUUCCAAUGGACAUACUGAUGUUGUACAAACACUGAUUGAGGCUAAGGCACAGAUAAACACACAGGAUGAGGAUGGCUGGACUGCUCUUCACCUGGCAGCUCAAGAAGGCAAAGUUGAUGUGGUGAGACUACUGACUGAAGCUCAGGCUCUAGUCAACAUACUGACUGAGGAUGGCAGUACUCCUUUCUACAUCGCCAGUUGGAGAGGACAUGCAGCAGUUGUUAAACUACUACUUCAACAACAUGCUGAUGUCAGCAUCUGUAAGAAGAAUGGCUUUACUCCUCUAAUGGCAGCAUCAUUCAAUGGACAUACUGAUGUUGUACAAACACUGAUUGAGGCUAAGGCACAGAUUAACACACAGGAAGAGUGUCACUGUAUGUGUCCACAGGAUGGCUGGACUGCUCUUCACCUGGCAGCUCUUGAAGGCAAAGUUGAUGUGGUGAGACUACUGACUGAAGCUCAGGCUCUGGUCAACAUACAGACUAAG